This is a messenger RNA of Arachis stenosperma, 2001 nucleotides long. RefSeq names its product protein FAR1-RELATED SEQUENCE 5-like. The transcript has a single exon. NCBI's taxonomy places the organism in Eukaryota, Viridiplantae, Streptophyta, Magnoliopsida, Fabales, Fabaceae. The coding region runs from base 1 to 2001 and encodes 666 amino acids. The record is from RefSeq and is a predicted model, not a curated record. Gene Ontology annotation, molecular function: zinc ion binding.
AUGGAGUGCUAUGGUGGGAUGGGCAAGGCAAAUGGUUUGUCUCCAGAUGAAAGUGAAAACGAUUUAUGCCUUUCAAACAACAACGUUGUUGACGAGAAUGACUUAAGAAAGGUUGAGUUGUUGUCGGAUGAAGAUGGUCGUGAAUAUGGUUACGUGACUGGGUUGACUGCAGAGGAUAUAAUGAAAAAGGUGUUUCGAAGUGAAGAGCGUGCAUAUGAGUUUUAUGGUAGGUUUGGGAAAUGCAACGGAUUUGUGGUCCGUAAGGGAGACUAUGCAAAGGAUGAAGAUGGGAGUGUAGUGAGAAGGAGGUUCUUCUGUAAUCGGGCUGGCCUAAGGGAUGGAAAACAAUACAAUAGACUAGAUAGGGAGAGACGCCAUAGGCCUGAGACACGCACGAAUUGCCAGGCCCUGAUGUCUGUAUACCUUGAUAAGGGUAGCUCGGUUUGGAAGGUUUGGAAAGUAAUCAUCGAGCAUAACCAUGAGUUGAUACCGACGGGAAUGGUUCAUAUGAUCCGAAGUUUCCGGGCAAUAUCGGGUUCUGCAAAGGCCCACAUGGAUGGAAUGCAUACGUAUGGGUUGCUGACAUCUAAGAUAUUGGGGUACAUGGCUGGGAUUGCGGGUGGUUAUUCUUCUUUGGGUUUUACCAAGAAAGACGCAUACAACUAUAUGGAUCGGUCGAAGUGUGCAAAGGUGGUUGAUGGAGACAUGAACGCUGCUAUAGUAUACCUGGAAGGUAAGGCAGCUGCUGAUCCCAUGUCUAUGGCCCGGUACAAUUUGACUGAAGAAGGUAUGUUGGGAAACAUGUUCUGGGCAGAUGGUCCUAGCAGGGUUGAUUUUCAACACUUUGGAGACGUCGUUGCAUUCGAUUCGACGUAUAAAAAGAACAAGUACAAUAGACCCCUUGUCAUAUUCUUAGGUUCAAACAAUCACAAGCAAACAACAAUUUUUGGUUUCGGUUUGGUUUUAGAUGAGACAAUCAGUUCAUACAAGUGGAUAUUGGAGAACUUGUUAGAAGUCAUGUGUAGAAAUCUGCCCUCUGUAGUCGUUACCGACGGGGAUGAAUCAAUGAUUGCUACAGUUAGGGAGGUGUUGCCCCGGGCAACCCAUAGGUUGUGUGCAUGGCAUCUGCAGAAGAAUAUUACCUCGAACACCAACGAGCAGAUGUUCCGUGAUGUCUUUGCCAAGUGGUUGUAUGCUGACAUGGAGGUUGAAGAGUUUGAGCGUGAAUGGGCACAGGUUGCUGAACAGUAUGGGUUACUUAAUAAGUAUUGGGCGUUACAGUUGUAUGAAAAGAGGAAGAUGUGGGCAAAUGCGUACUUGCGUCGCAAGUUUUGCAAUGGGUUUCGCACGACGUCACGGUGUGAGGGCAUCAAUUCCCAUCUAAAAAAAUUUCUGUCGUCUAGGCACAGUAUUCUAGAGCUUGUGCAGAAUCUGGAGGUACUAGUACGGGAGUACCGGAAUAGUGAGCUGGUUACACAGUUCAGUUCAAUUUGCGGUGUUCCCGUUAUGACGACCCGUCUUGAUCCCAUCGAACAGUUUGCUGCAUCGGUGUACACGAAGGUCAUCUUCACACAAGUGAAGAAGGAGAUUAAGUCUAUCUCAGUCGUUAACUUCGUAAGCAAACGAAGGGUCUCAACAACCAUGGUGUACACGGUUGAGGAGUAUGGAUUUCCCGGUCAGAAUGUGGUGGCAUUGUACGAUCCAAAAAGAGAUAGGUUGGUAUGUCGAUGUGGAUUUUGGGAGAAAGAAGGUUUUCCUUGCAGGCAUAUGUUUUUUGUCAUGAAGCACGAGCACGUAAAAAGAAUUCCCGAAAGCUUGAUUUUGAGACGAUGGAGGAAGGAUGUGAAGACAGUCAACAAAUACACUGAGAAGACGGGACUAGAGGAUGAGCGGGGUUUCUUGUUGAGACAUGGAGCCCUGCAUGCUGCUUUGCAGUGGAUGUUGUUCGUCGGAUUUAAAAAUGACGAUCUGUACAAGAAAUGCAUGAAAGGGAUCAGGUAG